AUGCUUACUCGUCUGUCCGCAAUGCAUGCUCUCAAGGACAAGGUCUCACAGAAGCUCUCGAAUCUCUUCGCCGAUUCCCCUAGCCAAUCUGCUUCUCCUCGCUAUUCCCUCUCCGAUUCUCCAAAGGCCAGGCUAGUUUCAAGCUCAGGGAAAUCGUUUUCUUCGUAUUUCUCUUUUGGUGUUCUUCAAUCUGGAAACGAGAAUCAGGAUUCUGAAUCAUGCCCUCCUCCUCUUCCCAUUAGAACUGAUAGCUACGAGUCUGUUGAGAAUUACAAACAUGGAAACGGGAAAAAUCAAGCUGCGUCGGCAAUGGCAAUGACAAUGAUCUCGAAUGGCAAAGAAUCAAAUAAGGACGGUUCUGCGAAAGCAGAAACCGGUAACGAGCACUUUGAAGGGACGAAGCAGAUGGAGGAAUUAACUGAAAGCUCUGCUUUUAUCUCAGCUAACUUGUGUGAGUUCUUGUACGCGUGUCUUCCAAACAUCGUGAGAGGAUGCAAAUGGAUCUUGUUAUAUAGUACGUUGAAACAUGGCAUAUCACUUCGUACGCUUAUCCGCAGAAGCGCAGAGCUUCCCGGUCCUUGUUUACUGGUUGCUGGAGACAAGCAGGGUGCGGUUUUUGGCGCUCUGCUCGAAUGUCCAUUGAGACCUACUCCUAAGAGGAAAUAUCAGGGUACAAGCCAGACAUUCAUGUUCACAACUAUUUAUGGUCAACCACGCAUAUUUAGACCUACCGGUGCUAACCGAUAUUACUGGAUGUGUAUGAAUGAGUUUUUGGCGUUUGGAGGCGGAGGAAACUUUGCUCUAUGUUUGGACGAAGAUUUGUUGAAGGCAACAAGUGGACCUUCAGAGACAUUUGGGAACGAAUGCUUAGCGAGCAGCACGGAGUUUGAGUUAAAGAAUGUUGAGCUCUGGGGAUUUGCACAUGCGUCUCAAUACUUCUCCUCCUGA
Messenger RNA from Thlaspi arvense, 948 nucleotides. The record is from the annotation of a GenBank genome assembly. Lineage: Eukaryota; Viridiplantae; Streptophyta; Magnoliopsida; Brassicales; Brassicaceae.